Beauveria bassiana ARSEF 2860 is the source of this 1134-nucleotide messenger RNA. RefSeq lists its product as uncharacterized. NCBI's taxonomy places the organism in Eukaryota, Fungi, Ascomycota, Sordariomycetes, Hypocreales, Cordycipitaceae. The record is from RefSeq and is a predicted model, not a curated record. The coding region runs from base 1 to 1134 and encodes 377 amino acids. The transcript has 3 exons.
AUGGCCAGAAACGUAACACGCAUUGAGAAUCUCAUCAAAAAGUUGAACAAAGCAGACUUCUGCAAAGUUUUUGACUCAUCCAUACGCUCGCGGUUAGCCAACAAUGCUGACACUACAGACAUCGUAGUCUCGCUGCAGGAGACGAUCGCGGAAGUCAGUGUCUCGACACCAGCAGCGACGCCAGCAGCGUCUCCUGCUGCCGACAGCGAGCAAGACCACGACGAAAUAACAGGAGUACAGCGCAUCAGCUCGACCAAGCUAGGUGGUGCCCCACAGGGCAGCCAACCCAAUCGUAAGCGCUUUGAAGGAGCUGGCCAUUCUGUCUCAGACGAGGAGGCGAAUGGCGACGAUAGCGGCUGUUGUCAAGGCCGUAGGAAACGACGAAAGCACGAUGCAACAUGUACCGACGGCAAUAGUGUCAAGCUCAGUAAAGCAAACAUGAUCAAGCCGGAUCCGCAGCAAGAUCUUUACAAUCUAUGGGGCCUCUGCAAGUCUCUGCGACAGAGUCGUCGCGUAGAGGAGCUGAUAAACUCAGAGCUAUCUUGGACAGAACAACUACCAAAACUUUUUGACAACGCAGAGAAACACAUUCAUGAUGCUAAAAGCAGAUUAGCUCAUAGCACUCUCGAGUGGCGACUCCUAGCUGUGGAUGUGGCAAACUUGUAUGUGCAAGAGAGACCCCACGAAGACGAACGGCGAUCUGCAUGGCGGGCCAUGGGAUAUAAGGUUCACGGCACUCGUGAUACAACGCUGGACUUGUUAACGGGACGAAUUUUCGGUGCCGAUGUCGACAUGUGCUUGAUAGCGCCAGGAAUGCGUAUAUCGCAGAAUGCUUUCAAGGCUCAACGUGCUGGGCAAAUGGAGACUCCAUUCGUCAGGUACCUCAUUAACACCUUUGAGAGCUCCAAAGAGAAGCUUCACGUCUUUUCACAAGUCAUGGACAACUGGGUAAGGUUUCAUAUGCCCCCUUACCCAGCCCUUAUGAUCGAAGGCCUCAGCGAGGCGGCAGUACGAACACAGCGUGAUCUGUCACUCGACUUCUGGGGCCAGCCAGCCAGCGCGUCUGUCAGUGGUGUCACUGACGCUCAUGACUUUGAUGCAUCCGACACCGUACCAGCAAGGAUAGAAUUCUGA